CACCUAUUCAGGGUACCAAGAUCGACAACUUCUAACAUCAUAUCCGAAGUAUGCGAUGCUAUUUACAACGCACUGAGAGAUUACAUAAAGGUACCUAGCGGCGACGAAUGGAAAAGGAUUGAAAAAGGCUUCAGAAAUUCCUGGAAUUUCCCUGGUUGCUCAGGCGCUAUAGAUGGGAAACACGUUACCGUCAAAGCUCCACCAAAUGCAGGAAGUUAUUACUUCAACUACAAAAAAAAUAACAGCAUUGUUCUCAUGGCAGUGGCAGAUGAUGACUACUGUUUUUCAUAUAUUGAUGUUGGAUGUAACGGGCGUGUAUCGGAUGGUGGAGUUUUCUCCCAUUGUGAUCUUAGUCAUGCCUUGGAAAAUAAUUUACUGCCCGAAGGUCUUGUUCUAGUGGCCGAUAAUGCGUUUCCUCUAAAACCAUAUAUGGUGGAAACCAAUUGACAUUUGAACAAAAAAUUUUUAAUUAUAGAUUAUCACGGGCAAGACGAAUCAUCGAAAAUGCUUUUGGCAUCUUUGUUAGUCGAUACAGAAUUUUCGAAAGGCCCCUACCCUUUUUUCCCAAGAAGGUG
Molecule: messenger RNA, 575 nt
Organism: Leptidea sinapis
Lineage: Eukaryota; Metazoa; Arthropoda; Insecta; Lepidoptera; Pieridae
Product: putative nuclease HARBI1
Exons: 2
Source: RefSeq, a predicted model, not a curated record